This is a messenger RNA of Polyodon spathula (Mississippi paddlefish), 1334 nucleotides long. Its product is annotated as transmembrane protein 47-like. Lineage: Eukaryota; Metazoa; Chordata; Actinopteri; Acipenseriformes; Polyodontidae. Gene Ontology annotation, cellular component: membrane; cell-cell junction. The record is from RefSeq and is a predicted model, not a curated record. Gene Ontology annotation, biological process: cell-cell adhesion. The coding region runs from base 408 to 926 and encodes 172 amino acids. The transcript is spliced from 3 exons.
AUACUAAUGAAGAUCCUGUCUGAGUGUUUAUAAAACUGCAUACUAAUUAGCAUCCGGUCUGAAUUGUUGAUAUUGAUGUAUAAACUUCGUUGUGGGUAAUUUGAAAGCGCUUGGCAGAUGUUUUGAAUGAUAGUGACGCACCUCCAGUGUUAACGCGUGUUUUUCGUCUAUAGAAAUGUAUAUGAUAGUUAAUUUGGAAUCUGAAAGCUGUAUUCUGAAUAAAGUGCUUUCCACGUUCCAGAGACCAGGAGGAGUUUAGGACUCGAAACGCCUCAUUCAUUUCUUUCAACUGCACAGCUGACGUGCGUCUCCAGUAGUGUCUCUGUUGCGGCCGCAAGAGUUUUUCUAUCUCUCAUACUUGAAACUUUUGAAGCGAAUUCUAUAGUGGUAUAUUUUCUAAAGAAGAGAUGUCCGUCAAUGAAACGUACGUGUUGCGUCCCUUUAAACUGAUCGCUCUGUUUUGCGUGUUUCUGGCACUUUCUCUAGACUUGGUAGCACUGCUCAGUCCGGCUUGGGUCACCGCUGAACAAUACUCUCUUUCGCUUUGGGAGUCGUGUAACAAAAACGGGGACUUUUGGCAAUGCACACCUACGUUUAGAACAGACUGGCAGGUGGCCACACCGGUGUUGCUGCUGGCUGGGGCAGCCGUCACUCUGGUGGCGUUCAUGAUUGGCCUCAUCUCGCUGUGCCGGGGCACUCAGAGGAAACACUACCGCACUGUGGCCAUCUUCCUCUUCACCGCAGUGGUUCUGCAGGCCUGCGCACUGGUCCUCUAUCCAAUCAAGUUUGUCGACGGGGCGGUGCUGCAGACGUACCACGAGUUCAACUGGGGCUAUGGACUGGGCUGGGGGGCUACCAUCUUCAUUCUGGGAGGGGGGGUCCUUUUCUGCCUCCGGACAGACUUGUACGAGGACCCCUAUUACUAGGCCAAGACAAGAUUCUUCUCAUUAGACCAGUAAAUGGUACUGUUAUUAGACUGGGCUUGUUGGAAAGAUAGAAUUGGUAACCACUAUAUGAAGAGGCUGGUAUUCUCAGUCCAUGCAGAGAUGAGAGUGAGGGCUGUUAGAGGUGGAGCUCAAAGACAGAUGCAAUCAUUCCCCAUGUAACAACUUCAGCUGCUGACCCCAUGCACAUUUCCAUGUGUUAAAAAAUAGAUGUAUUUGCUACAGCAGGAGAUAGCAUGAAACGUGUUUUACUAAAUCAUGUAUCUAAAUCUCAUCCCUGUUUUCCUCACUCUUCCACAGGCUCAGUACCUCCACCCUUCUGUUCACAUAGACUGUGUAUAAAAUAUGUGUGCCUUUUUAAAGCUGCAAUAAACUGCUUGUCCUAUUUUA